Messenger RNA from Bufo bufo (common toad), 1654 nucleotides. It is a transcript of the gene SIRT4, whose product is annotated as sirtuin 4. The record is from RefSeq and is a predicted model, not a curated record. Gene Ontology annotation, molecular function: NAD+ binding; NAD-dependent protein lysine deacetylase activity. Bases 145 to 1113 code for a protein of 322 amino acids. The transcript is spliced from 4 exons. NCBI's taxonomy places the organism in Eukaryota, Metazoa, Chordata, Amphibia, Anura, Bufonidae.
GGCCUAGGCAAUGUGACUGAUAUAUGUGGCCUAGGAAGAGGUCUAAGUGCACACAUAGCGCCGCAGCCCCUUCAUACAGUUGAUUGGCAGAGGUCUCCGGAGUCGGACCCCCACUGAUCAGAUGAGCUGAUUUAUACAUGAAAGAUGUGGAUCUGUGUCAUGAAAUGCUCCCCUUUACAUCGAAUGCGACGCAUAGGUCUGGUCAGGCUCAGCUCUCACCUCCACGUGUCCGAAUAUGUCCCAUCUUGCCCAUCUGCAGAUCCAAAUGACGUGCAGAAGCUCCAAGACUUUAUUCUUCGCUCUCGGCGACUGUUUGUCAUGACAGGAGCUGGGAUCUCUACGGAAUCGGGAAUUCCCGAUUAUCGCUCGGAGGGUGUAGGGCUGUAUGCCAGGACUGAACGGAGGCCUAUCCAGCACGCAGAGUUUGUCAGGAGUCACGCUGCACGCAAACGGUACUGGGCUCGCAACUUUGUAGGGUGGCCACAAUUCUCUUCCCAUAAGCCCAAUCCAUCACACCUGGCCCUGGCUAGCUGGGAGAAUACUGGGAAACUGCACUGGUUAGUAACACAAAACGUAGAUGCUCUACAUGCCAAGGCCGGACAGCGUCGUAUGAACGAGUUACAUGGCUGUACUCAUAGGGUGAUCUGCCUUGGCUGUCAUACAGUAAUUAAGAGAUCUGAAGUUCAAGAAAAGUUUAUCGCUCUAAAUCCAUCUUGGAACGAGCAAGCAUAUGGAGUGGCACCGGAUGGCGACGUCUUCCUCACAGAUGAACAAGUGUCGUACUUCCGUGUGCCUUCUUGUGAGAAAUGCGGAGGUAUUCUUAAACCACAGGUGACUUUCUUUGGUGACACGGUAAACCGAGAAUUGGUGUACUCUCUUUAUGAGCGCUUAGGUGAAUCGGAUGCAGUGCUCAUUGUUGGAUCCUCACUUCAGGUUUAUUCUGGAUAUCGGUUUGCACUGAAAGCCCAAGAGAAGAACAUUCCUGUUGCUUUACUUAACAUUGGAGCCACAAGAGCCGAUCACCUUUCAGCGGUUAAAGUUAAUGCUCGCUGCGGAGAUGUGUUACCCAAGAUAAUGGCAGUGGAUCAGGAGCAGCAAGAAAUUGGGGGCUAAAUAUUUUCAUGUGAACUUAAAGUGAAACCACCUUUUACCAUCCUGUCUUUUUUCAUUUUUAGGUCCGAAAUGUAAAAGGUGACAUGGUGGCUGCUUAUAUGAACCAGUUAGGGGUGCUUAGGAGCUUAUUACAUUGCUCCCUCUAAAUUCAUGUCUGUGCAGGGUGAUUUGGAGCACUGUAUACCAUAAAAAAGUGGCUCUUGCCAGUCAAAAUAUAUAUUAAGAAAUUCAUCGGCACAGUAUUUUGAACCAGUUUAGAGUGAGAAAAACAAACGGUGGACCUUUACUUUAAAGGGGUCUUCCACUCCUUUACAAGUGAUGGUCUAUCAGGAUAGGACAUGAACAUCUGAUCGACUUCCAGAGCCACUGCAAACCGGCUGAUGGCGAGGAGGGGCAGUUUGUCAUACCCAUCCCAAUACAAUAUUGAUGGUGUACUCCUGCGCCUGUAUUACAAUAGUAAAUCCUGACCCGACUGUGAGUCAGGUAAAACUUUCCUAAAGGUGCUUUCAUACUUCCAGUUUCACUGUUUUUGGAGUGGAUU